This is a messenger RNA of Lineus longissimus, 558 nucleotides long. RefSeq lists its product as uncharacterized. Lineage: Eukaryota; Metazoa; Nemertea; Pilidiophora; Heteronemertea; Lineidae. The coding region runs from base 120 to 491 and encodes 123 amino acids. The record is from RefSeq and is a predicted model, not a curated record. The transcript is spliced from 3 exons.
CUGUCAAGGAGAGGGCAGAUAAGUUGAUAAAAGCAUUCAAAAAUGAGGAGCUUUCAUCCCUCAGGAAAUCAGGUACUGCUGAAGAGUACACCGAGAGGGAGGUGCUGCUGACCGAAAUAAUGGAGUUGAUUGAAUCAGAGAAGACCAAAGCCAAAGGAGCCAAGAAGGACACAAAAGAAAAAGAAGAGGACCUGGCAAAUGCUGGUUUGGUUAUCCGGAAGAGGGCAAUGCAGACCCUUGUUGCCAAUGAAGAUCAAAUUGGGAAGCCUACAGCAGCUACACCAAAGAAGAGCAAGAAGGGGGUUGCACACGAGUAUGCCCACAUGAAGAUGAUUGAGCUGGAGGUGCGGAGGGAGGAACUUGCAUUCAAAAAACAUGAAAUGGAGAUGAUGAAGGAGGAGAGACGUGAGAGGAUGGAGCUGGAAAGGAAGGAAAAAGAGGGACUUGUAAAUCUACUCCAGGGACUAUUACAAGUUAUAAAGGAGAAGUAGUCAUCACGCAUUAGCUCACCUCUUAGCAGAGGUGAGCUUAUCCCAUACCGUCGCGUCCGUCGUCGUC